GGGGUAUGGCCUGGGCGGCCUGUGUUGCUGGGGGCAUACCAUGAACGGGGCGCGGCGAGGCGCUGAUUGCGGAGAAGCAGCAGCAGCAUGUGCAUGCCUGCCGGCGCGUGGCCGGCGCUCUCUACCAUUGCGGGCCUUGAGGCGGUGGCGGAUUUGGCGCAGAUAGGCGCGCUGAUGAAGAAGCAUGCGCUGGCGGCGCAGGUGUUUAUGAUCUCGGCGGCGGAUUAUGUGUUGAUGAGAGCUGUCGUAAGGUGGCUGCGGGAGAAUCUGGGGGAGACGGAUAUGGUGACGGCUGGCGGGGGGUGGUAUCUUGCUGGGCCGGUGACGGGGGAGCGGGAGCAGCUGCUGGAGGCUGAGAUUGAUCUCGCGCAGGUAGCGAGCGAAUGUUAAGUAAGGUCUGGAUCGAUGGUGCGGGGCACUCC
Messenger RNA from Blastomyces gilchristii SLH14081, 422 nucleotides. Its product is annotated as nitrilase. NCBI's taxonomy places the organism in Eukaryota, Fungi, Ascomycota, Eurotiomycetes, Onygenales, Ajellomycetaceae. Bases 88 to 390 code for a protein of 100 amino acids. The record is from RefSeq and is a predicted model, not a curated record. The transcript has a single exon.